This is a messenger RNA of Durio zibethinus, 1531 nucleotides long. The record is from RefSeq and is a predicted model, not a curated record. Lineage: Eukaryota; Viridiplantae; Streptophyta; Magnoliopsida; Malvales; Malvaceae.
UAAAAUAUCUACAAAGGGCAACAACUCAAACAUAUCAAAUUAACAAUGAAGCCUUCAACAAGAUCAUUAGAAGGAAAACGAUUCAUUCUCUCGGCUCUCGCGUUCAUCUUGUUCCUCUGUGCAUUAGCUUCCAUCAAUGAAAUUAGAUUCGACAGCUUAUUGAAGUUUGGUAGAUGUGCUCUUUCCAAUCUCCCUUCUCAAUCCCACAACGCAUCUUCAGAAAUUUCCGCUGCAUCAAAUUCUUCUUCAUCCGAUGACAUACGAAUUCUAAUCGGAAUCCUAACACUUCCUGAUCAAUACCAACGGCGCCAUUUCCUUCGUCUCAUAUAUGGCACGCAGUCUCCCGCUGGCGCACAAGUUGAUGUCAAGUUCGUUUUUUGCAACCUAACAAAGGAAGACCAGAAGGUGUUGGUUGCACUUGAGAUAAUGCGAUAUGAUGAUAUUAUCAUCCUCAACUGCAAAGAGAACAUGAACAAGGGCAAGACUUACACUUUCUUUUCGAGCUUACCGGAGAUAUUUAACUCCACGGAUAGGCCUUACCCACCUUACCAUUACGUGAUGAAAGGAGACGAUGAUACAUAUUUGAGGUUGGAAAACUUGGUGGACUCUUUAAGGCCAUUGCCUAGAGAAGACUUGUAUUACGGCUACGUUAUUCCAUGCCCCAGCAUGGACCCUUUUGUUCAUUACAUGUCUGGCAUGGGAUACUUGGUUUCUUGGGAUAUUGCUGAAUGGAUUAGAGAAUCGGAAAUUCCUAGAAAUAAUUUGGAAGGCCCCGAAGAUAAGGUUUUUGGAGAUUGGAUGCGAGAUGGGCACCGGGCGAAAAACAGAUACAAUGCCAAAUGGUCUAUGUACAAUUUUCCUGAGCCGCCCACAAGGUGCACGCAUGAGCUGUGGCCAGACACGAUCGCUGUGCAUUUGUUGAAGAAUCAGGACAAGUGGAUUCACACCUUGAAGUAUUUCAAUGUUACCAGUAAUUUGAAACCAUCUAAAUUAUAUCAUAUUCCAUAAUUGGCUGCGUAACUCUAUAGUUUUUUUUUUAAUUCUUUUGAUUUGAUUUGUCAGAUUUUAAGCCCAAGCAUAAAAAUUGAUUUGAUUCGUUCAUUCUUCCGGUUUUAUUAAGGUAAAAUUUUCAAUUGUAACGAUGAGGCUGAAGUAAGAAGUUUAAAUAUUGGAUAUCGUUGUAAUAUAAGUGUAUAUAUACUAUCCUUUUUUAUAUAAAUAUUUUUUCUUUUGUGAAAUCAAGUUUUGUUUUCAUUUAUUAAUAACUCAGGUUUGCAUCAGAUUCAAUAAUGUCUUGCAUGAAAGCAGGAUAGUCCUCUAGCCAGUACAAUCCCUCAUCUAUCCUAAGUCCAUACACUGCCAAUCUGUGAGCAGCUUCAUUACCAGACCUUCUGGUAUGUUGUGCUUUGCAUCCUUUCAGUUCAGCCAUAUUCUGUCUUGCCUCUUCAACUAUCAAUCCUAUAAGUGACAUGCCCUGGUUCAAGGAUCGAAGUUUCUUUAUAAUCGUCACUGCGUCUCCUUCCAGCACAAA